Poecilia reticulata (guppy) is the source of this 2530-nucleotide messenger RNA. It is a transcript of the gene angptl3, whose product is annotated as angiopoietin-like 3. NCBI's taxonomy places the organism in Eukaryota, Metazoa, Chordata, Actinopteri, Cyprinodontiformes, Poeciliidae. Gene Ontology annotation, biological process: triglyceride homeostasis; phospholipid homeostasis; phospholipid catabolic process. The record is from RefSeq and is a predicted model, not a curated record.
UAUAACGCAGCACCGCCUGCUGCUCUCUAAUCAUUUUUAACAGUAAAGGAGACUUGGUGGUAAGCACAGGCAGGAAGAAUAGAGUUAAAAAGUAGUGAAAGCAACGUUAAAAACAGCUUCCACAUUUACGGAUCGGAGGAGGAAAAUCACAAUGAAGCUGUUUUGCCUGUUUCUGCUGUUAGCUGGUUCGACUGCCGCGUUCCAUCUGGACACCUCGCCCAGGAGGGAGCCCCCCACCCUGCCCUCAGAGGCUCUCACCACAGAGGCGACUCCAACCGAAGCAAAAUCCCGCUUCGCCAUGCUGGAUGACGUCCGCCUCCUGGCCAACGGGCUCCUCCAACUUGGCCAGAGUUUGCGAGAGUUUGUCCACAAGACCAAAGCCCAAAUCAAUGACAUCUUCCAAAAGCUCAACAUUUUCGACCGCUCCUUUUACCAGCUCUCAGUGGUCACAUCCGAAAUCAAAGAGGAAGAGGAGGAACUCAAGAAGACCACCAAUAUCUUGAAGGUCAACAAUGAGGAGAUCAGAAACCUAUCCAUGGAAAUCAACACCAAGAUCAACACCAUCCUGCAGGAGCGCACGCAGUUGCAGAGCAAAGUGGGAAGCCUGGAGGAGAGGCUGAAGGGAUUGUCGGACAGCAUGAUCCCCGCAGACCAGCUCAGCGAAAUCACAACCCUUAAGGAGGUAAUUGAAGCACAAGAGAAAACAAUCACCAGUCUUCUAAAAGCAGUGAAGGAGCAGCAUGAUCAGCUGGACCACCAGAAAAUCAAGAUUAAAAAUCUGGAGGAAAAGCUUAGCUUCAACAGCUUCCAGCAAACUAUUGAUAAGGCAAUGGAUUCAGACCAUUCAGCCACUGACAUGUUUGAAUAUCUGCAAAUAAACUCCACUGGAACAGAAACACGUGACCUUCCUGCAGACUGCAGUGAGUUAUUUACCAGAGGAGAAACAAAGAGUGGAGUCUAUGCUGUCAAACCAAACCAAUCUGAGCCAUUUUAUGCUUACUGUGAAAUUAGUUCAGAUCAGGGUUUCACUGUCAUUCAGCAAAGAGUUGAUAGUACAGUGGAUUUUGACCAAACAUGGGAAAUGUAUCAAAAAGGCUUUGGAAACCUAGAGAAGGACUUCUGGCUGGGCUUAAAGAAAAUACACACCAUCAGCCAACUGGGAAGUUACAUCAUGCGAAUUGACGUGGAAGACUGGAAAGAGGAAAAGCAUUGGGCUGAGUACAGCUUUUCAUUGGAAGGUCCCUCCGAGGACUACACCCUUCACCUCAGCCACUUGGCAGGGGACCUACCUGACGCAAUGACCAACCUGACCGGAUCGAGAUUUUCCACAAAAGACAAGAACAACGACAGCGGCUGCAGCUCUGACUGUACUACGCGCAACUGCACAGGAGGUUGGUGGCAGAGUGCGUGCAGUGAAACCAACCUAAAUGGAAAGUAUUUCUCUUUGAGAACAAAAGGACGGUCUGUGAGGAGGAAGGGCAUUCAAUGGCGGCCUGGCACAGGGCCUUCAUAUUACCUCAAGAUGAGCAAAAUCAGCUUACGUGCAUUAACAGAUAGUGGAAACUAACCUCACAUCCCUCAGAUGUUCAUAUACUAUUGCUAUUCUGUGUCUUUACACAAUGAUCUACACUCAGUUAAAGGUUUCAUCAGAAAGGGAAGUAAGAUUGAGUUUGCCUUCUAACUUUUUGUUGGGUGAAAUAUGUCAUAAUUUGGACUUACAGAUGUGAUGCAAUGGUUCAAUAAUAGCAUGUAGGUUAUUAACCUAUUGGAUUUGAUGCACCAAGGACACUAGAACAGUUAUUACACAACAUCUGCAAUCAGUGGACCUAUUGAUCCACAUCACAGCCAGAUUCUGUUCCAGAUACCCGGGGACUUACAUGGGUUGAACACUUCUCAAUGAAUUUCAAUCAAAUUGUGCAAUCAAAUUAACCCAAAUACAUUUCAGCUUCUAGGCAAUGUAUACUAUUAGAAGUGUAUUUUAUCUUUAUGAUGUGAAACAUGUUGUCUGAAGUAACAGGCAGAAUAGCCAUUGUCUUAUUACAUAAUGCAUGCACAUUACAAUAUGUAAGCUUCAAUAGGAAUUGUAUUUGCUAUAACUAUAAUGUGCAGGCUGCUUUUGUUUAACUCAUAUGUAGACAUUCUAGAUUUUUUUUAUUGUUUUGUACCACCCUAUCCUCUCAUUUCAACCUCUCAGGUUUAUAGGCAAGGUAAGGUUUUGUCAGCAAACUAUUGAUCAUUCAAACUUUGGCAGUGCACUGAUUACCUUUUAUCAUUGUCAGGUCAGUUUUCUAUUUUUAUUCUGUAUAGUAUUUAAAAUAUGUUCAUGCGACAAUGAUUAAUGCUGGCAUUGUUAGCUAACAUUGUGUGUUUGAGUCUCCACUGUUAUUGGGUCAUAUUGACUCGCAUCAUUAGUGCAGCACAAAUUCCUGUUUUGUAAAUGUGUGUCAUGCUUGGUGUCUUCCUGGCAAAAAUGUUUGUAUGCUAUCCAAUCCCACUGUAUUUAUGAAAAAGAAAAUAAAUAAAUCAAAUA